AUGAGCUCGUACUUCGUGAACCCGCUGUACUCCAAGUACAAGGCGGCGGCCGCAGCGGCGGCGGCGGCAGCAGCGGCGGCGGCGGGCGAGGCCAUCAAUCCCACUUACUACGACUGUCAUUUCGCGCCCGAGGUCAGCGGCCGCCACGCCGCCGCCCUGCAGCUCUAUGGCAACAGCGCCGCCGGUUUCCCGCACGCGACCCCGCAGGCGCACGCGCACCCGCACCCGUCGCCGCCGCCGCCCGGGUGCGGCGGAGGGGGCGGCCAGGACUACUACCACGCCGGCGCCGGCAGCCCGGUCGCUGCCUACCAGGCCGCCCCACCUCCUCCUCCGCACCCUCCGCCGCCGCCGCCUCCCCCCUGCGGCGGGAUUGCCUGUCACGGGGAGCCCGCGAAGUUUUACGGAUACGAUAACUUACAGAGACAGCCGAUUUUUACGACCCAGCAAGAGGCCGAGCUGGUACAAUAUCCUGACUGUAAAUCGUCCAGUGGUAAUAUUGGCGAGGACCCAGACCACUUAAAUCAGAGCUCGUCUCCUUCUCAAAUGUUUCCCUGGAUGAGACCACAAGCAGCUCCAGGUAGACGGAGAGGAAGACAAACCUACAGUCGCUUCCAAACCCUAGAAUUGGAAAAGGAAUUCCUUUUUAACCCUUAUCUGACCAGGAAGAGAAGAAUCGAGGUCUCCCAUACCCUGGCGCUCACGGAGAGACAGGUAAAAAUCUGGUUCCAGAACAGGAGAAUGAAAUGGAAAAAAGAAAACAACAGAGACAAGUUUCCCGUGUCCAGGCCGGAGGCGAAGGACGGAGAACCCAAAAAGGAAGCGCCAGAGCUGCAGGAAGACGGAGCCGACGGCCCCGCAAAUUAACUUCUACCUUUAAAUUUUUACCACAGACUGUUAGGACUAAUGAUCAGUGUAUGCUGGUGAACGCCACCUUUUCUCCCUCUCUUCUUUUUUUGGGAAAGAACUUUGCCUGUGUUUCAAGCUACCUUAAUGUCACUGCUCUUGAGGUUUCUGCGCUUUGAAAGGGAUUUGGGUGUUUAAAAAAAAAAAAAGUUUGUAGUAUUGCAUAGUGCCAGUCCUUGAGCUGUCCUAUAGAAGGGUAAUUUGAUACCGGCCUUGUAGCUAUAUUUUUAUAAUGGUAAUUUUUAACGUCUGAGCUGGUGAUUUGCCUCAACAACGUAAACUUCCUAAUGAUCAGCACUAAAUGAUUGACUAUAAAAUGCUUUAUUAAUCAAACAAGUGCACUUGAACAUUUUAAAUCUUUAUGGUGAGUAAAUUAGUAAAUUAAAAGAAAUCUAUUAAUAUUUUUAAAAUUAUGCCUGCAGAAUAUUUACUUUAUUAUUUGAUAAAUGAAUUAUUUAUAUUGUUUCUUUCUGCUUUUAUAACGAUGGUUCAGGUGUCUUCUGGUUUACUUCCAGGUUUCUUUUAGCUUUUUGUAAAUGUCUGUCAGGGAAGAGUCUGGGCUAAAUAUUGGAAAAGCACAUUAGCUGAAAAGUGCAAUGUAUUGUCCAGGUCCUCUGCUUGCUUAAACUUGGGAGAGUG
Molecule: messenger RNA, 1542 nt
Organism: Acomys russatus (golden spiny mouse)
Lineage: Eukaryota; Metazoa; Chordata; Mammalia; Rodentia; Muridae
Gene: Hoxd8
Product: homeobox D8
Exons: 2
Coding region: 1-864 (287 amino acids)
Biological process (GO): regulation of transcription by RNA polymerase II
Cellular component (GO): nucleus
Molecular function (GO): DNA-binding transcription factor activity, RNA polymerase II-specific; RNA polymerase II transcription regulatory region sequence-specific DNA binding
Source: RefSeq, a predicted model, not a curated record